CAGGUGCCCAAGGAGUGCGAGAGGAGCCCCAGUUUGUGACGUCACGUGCAGGAGAGAACGUCAUCCUGGGAUGCGACGUGUCCCACCCCCUGAACGGCCAGCCCUACGUGGUGGAAUGGUUCAAGUAUGGAAUGCCCAUCCCCUUCUUCAUCAACUUUCGCUUCUACCCUCCUCAUGUGGACCCGGAAUAUGCCGGCCGGGCCAGUCUGCACGACAAGUCCUCCCUGCGGAUAGAGAACGUGCGCUCAGACGACCAGGGCUGGUAUGAGUGUAAGGUGCUGAUGCUGGAGCAGCAGUAUGACACCUUCCACAAUGGCAGCUGGGUGCAUCUGACCGUCAACGCCCCCCCCACGUUCACAGAUACACCACCUCAGUAUGUAGAGGCCAAGGAGGGGGGGAGCAUCACUUUGACCUGCACGGCCUUUGGCAACCCAAAACCCUCAGUGGGCUGGCUGCGAGAGGGCAGCCUCGUGGUCAGCAGUGCCAAGUACAAGAUGCCUGAUGACGCCCAUCCUAAACCAAUACUGAUCAUCCAACCCCUCCUGUGA
Messenger RNA from Notothenia coriiceps (black rockcod), 548 nucleotides. Its product is annotated as protein turtle homolog B-like. The coding region runs from base 132 to 548 and encodes 138 amino acids. NCBI's taxonomy places the organism in Eukaryota, Metazoa, Chordata, Actinopteri, Perciformes, Nototheniidae. The transcript has 4 exons. The record is from RefSeq and is a predicted model, not a curated record.